AUGAUGCAAGCCACCGGGGUCUUGCCACCUUCAGCGGGCUUCCCGAACACUGGGCAGCCGGCGUUCAGAGUGAUGAGGCCCCGGACAGUGGGCCACGACGCUCAGGAAGCGAGGACGAACAUGACGCAAUUGCAUGCUCAGAUGUCGCAAGCACAGCAAGAAGAGUUUCCUUUGCCACCUUUGCCGAACAUGCCAGACGGGGCUGCUACGCCACCGAGGCCUGCAACAUAUCCCGUUCGGGAUAUGCGUCCCAGGAGCCCGCGUGUCUCCCGGCCAAUGACACCAACCGGGACCCGUACUCCAACGGCACCUAUUCCACCUGGCGUGCCACCAGGAAUGCCAGGCCAGGCGCCCAUGGGCCUUCCACCAGCAAUGCCCCCCACAGACACCAUGCCGGGAGCCCGGACACCACCGCGAACAGGCGCCCGCACACCCGUCAACGGCUUCGGCGAGGUUCACCGAAACAGCUGCGCCAUACAGCCUGGUACGCCUUGCCGCGUGUUGACUCCACGUGGCGGCACCACACCAAUCACAGGAGCCGGCCCAGGCACCGCUCCCCUCGCUCCUGGUCCUUGCGGACCAUGUGGGCCUUGCGGACCUUGUGGACCUUGUGGGCCUGGAAUGCCCGGAUUUAGUGGGCCUUGCGGGCCUUGCCCUGGCACUGCCACGACCCCUGGCCGGUACGCAAGCAGCACCACGCCACGGGGUGGAACAACUCCACGAGGUAACCUUACUCCACGCGGGAACCUUACUCCACGUGGAAGGCCGGGAAGCGCAACGCCCCGCGGCAGACCAGGUGGGGUCACCCCACCCAUCUCAAACUUGCCCGGAGGCCGGUACCAGGAAUAUGGGCAAGCAGAGGAUGAUGGCAUCAUUGUGAAUGGAAGUUGGGCGCAGCCGGGUCCAGGACCGCAGGAAGGCUUCUUCGUGCCGGAGCCUCCUGUACCUUUGGGGCCAACCGCACUCCCAUGGUUGCCGUCGAGACGGCCAGCAAACCCAGACUUUAAGAUGCUGGAGAAGGCCGACUUUCUGGCUAAGCUCAACGAAGUGUGCGAUGCAUUCCAGCCGGAAGAGGUGCCCAUCAUAGGCAUCACAGGGUUGUCGCCGAUGAGCGAGUCGGCACCAUCACCGCAGAACACCUUCAAGCUUGCAGUGGCGCAGAGUUCCCUCAGCACGUUGCUUGAGGAGGCCAUGUGGAGUGGACCCAUCCGCCACAUGGCCAUUUGCGUCAUGGCCCGAAGAGUUAUCAUGCUAGCAGAUUCCAUACGCAGCAAUCCAGAGACUCCUGGUGGCAAGGAGUUGAUGGUGGCUCUCCUAACGGCGGUCAAGCAGAUGUGCGCUGCCAACACAAAUGAUGUUGCUGUGAGCGAUGGCGAGAGGUUCAGUGGGCGCGUUGUUCUGCUCCUUGGGUCUGCGAGCUGCAUGCCUGAGCAGCUCCUCAAGAAAUGCGGAGAGCGGUAUCGACAGAUCGACCAGCACUGCAAGAUCCUGGCUUUGUCGAUGGGUGCAGAGCCUGCUGGAUCCGCUCAGCUGGGCAAGGCAAUGGCCAUUGCGGUGAAUGCCUGGGGUGAUGCGGAGGAGAAGUAUGGCCCACCCGGCACGGCAGGUGGAGCCGGACGACCGGAGUUGAUGGUCCACCUCUUUGGAAGUGCAGGCUUCCAUGCUUGGGCCAAGACACUGCGGAUUUGGUAUGAGCAAUCCUUCUACCCAGACCAGCGGCGGCUGAACGGAAGAGUGCCGACUAUGGACAAAGUCCUCAAGGGUGUGGUUCUGGAUUCAGCUCCAGGUGACUCUGGCAACAAAAUGCUUGGAGCCUUUCCUCUUGUACAAGGAGACGCCGCAUUGCUCUCUGCCAUGAAUGGAUAUGGAGCAGACGGGACAGAGCUAUCAGAGGUCGCAAAGCUACAGGCCUCGCAAUCUUCUAUGAGGGAGCUGACGAAGAAGAACGGCCCGCUGUGGGAGUACUACGAAGAACUGAUGCGUCAGGAGCAAGGUCUCCAGAUGAUGGUUCAUCAACAUGAGCCGGGAGUUCCGCUUUGCUUCAUCUAUUCAAGCUCGGACAGGAUAGCACCAGCGGCUCAGAUCGAGCGCUACAUCGAUGAGUGCAGAAUGCGGCUCGACCAGCUCGAAAGCCAGGCCCCUGAUCCUCGGCAACUUUGCUUCGAGAAUUCUGGCCACGUGGCCCAUCGCACUGGGGCGACUGAAGAAGAGUACUGGAAGAUGGUCCAUGACUUCUGGAGACAGGCCCUGUUUUGCUGA
Molecule: messenger RNA, 2259 nt
Organism: Symbiodinium natans
Lineage: Eukaryota; Dinophyceae; Suessiales; Symbiodiniaceae
Source: the annotation of a GenBank genome assembly